AUGGACACCUCGCGGGCUCCGCGGCUCCUCCUGCUCCUGGCCUGCGGAGUGGGGGUCCUCGUCCCCACAGCCCCUGCUGGACCUCGGCAGGGCAGCACCUCCACCAAGGCCCCCAGCUGGAAAUUUCCGGGCAGGGCUCCAGAUCCAGGAGCCUCUGCCCGAACCCCUGGCCCCGACUGGUUCCCAGAGGCCCUGAACUCCAGCGCGGCUUCUGGCUCCUUCUGGUUCAACGAUUCUGCUGAGGGCCACAAUCCCAGCCCGGGUUCCAUCUGGGCCCACACUCCAGACCCCGGCAGCCACUUGGGGGCUCCCUUCUCGGUGGAGACCCCAGCUUCAAAAACCUCUGCUCAUGUCCCAGAUACCCCAGGACCUGCCCAGACCCCAGGUUCUCAAUCCCCCCCUGGGACCCUGCAUCUUGAACCCUCUGCCCCCAGACCAGAGCCCAAGGUCUCCGUGGAAACCCAGCCAGCGGCCAGCUUCCCCCACGUGGCCGAGGGGCCCCUCGCGGUGCUGGUGGGGACCACCAUCCGGCUCCCUCUGGCUCUAGCCCCCAGCCCUGGGCCCCCCGCCCCUCUGGUGGUCUGGCGCCGCGGCUCCAAGAUCCUGGCCGCUGGUGGCCUGGGGCCGGGGGCUCCUCCCACCAGCCUGGACCCUGCCCACCGCGCCCGGCUGCGUUUCGAUCAGGACGCAGGGGGCCUGGAGCUCGCUGCUGCCCAGCUGGAAGACGCAGGGGUCUACACGGCCGAGGUCAUCCGGGCAGGGGGCCCCCGGCAGAUUCGGGAGUUCACGGUGGGCGUCUAUGAGCCCAUACCCCAGCUGUCCGUGCAGCCCCAGGCCCCGGAGACGGAGGAGGGGGCGGCGGAGCUCCGGCUGCGCUGCGUGGGGUGGCGGCGGGGUCGCGGGGAGCUGCGCUGGAGCCGCGACGGACGCGCCCUGGGGGCGGCGGACCCCGAGGGAGCUGAGCCAGCCCGCAUCCGCGCCGACGGCGACCAGCUGGUCAUCGUGCGCCCGGGGCGCGCCGACCACGCCCGCUACACCUGCAGCGUCAGCAGCCCCUUCGGCCACGCGGAGGCCGCGGCCAACGUCAGCGUCUUCUACGGCCCCGACCAGCCGGCCAUCAGCGUCUCCUCGGACCGCGACGCCGCCCCGGCCCUCUACGUCUCGGCCGGCAGCAACGUGACCCUGCGCUGCAGCGCCCCCUCGCGGCCGCCCGCCGACAUCGCCUGGAGCCUGGCGGACCCCGCCGAGGCCGCGGUGCCCGCGGGGCCGCGCCUCCUGCUGCCCGCGGUUGGCCCGGGCCACGCCGGCGCCUACGCCUGCCUCGCCGCGAACCCGCGCACCGGCCGCCGCCGCCGCUCGCUGCUCAACCUCACCGUGGCGGAUCUGCCCCCCGGGUCCCCGCAGUGCUCGGUGGAAGGCGGGCCCGGGGACCGCAGCCUCCGCUUCCGCUGCUCGUGGCCCGGCGGGGUCCCCGCCGCCUCCCUGCGGCUCCAGGGCCUCCCCGCAGGCGUCCACGCGGGGCCGGCGCCCUCCGCGCUACAGGUGGAUGUUCCCGCCCACCCCCGGCUCGCCGGCGUCCGCGUCGCCUGCCUGGCCCAACACCUGGUGGCCACGCGCACCUGCACGGUCACCCCGGAGGCUCCGCGGGCGGUGCUGCUCCGGGCGCUGGUGGAGCGGACGCCGUCCGGGGAGGCCGAGGUGGCGCUGGAGGCCGCCGGCUGCCCCCCGCCCGCGCGGGCGGCCUGGGCCCGGGAGGGGCGGCCGCUGGCUCCCGGGGGCGGAGGGCGCCUGCGGCUCAGCCAGGACGGGCGGCGGCUCCUCAUUGGCAACUUCAGCCAGGCCCGCGACCUGGGGAACUACUCCGUGCUGUGCAGCGGGGCCCUGGGGGCAGGCGGCGACCAGAUCACACUCUCGGGCCCGGCCGUGUCCUCGUGGCGGCUGCAGCGGGCCCAGGGGGCGGCCGUGCUGACCUGGGACGUGGAGCGCGGGGCCCUCAUCAGCGGCUUUGAGGUCCAAGCCCGGCCCGAAGCCGCGGCCUCCAAAGACUGGGUGUCCCUGCUCAUCCUGGGGCCUCGCGAGCGGUCGGCCGUUGUGCCCCUGCCUCCUCGGAACCCGGGGACCUGGGCCUUGCGCGUCUUGCCUACGCUGGGGGCGCAGCCAGGGACUCCGACACAGAGCCGGAUCUACCGGGCCGGCCCGACCCUGGGCCCCGGGGCCAUUGCUGGCGUCGUCCUGGGCACCCUGCUGGGCCUGGCCCUGCUGGCUGGGAUCCUCGUCCUGUGCGUCUGCUGCCUGCGCCGCUUCCGGGACAAGACGCCUGCGAAGCGGCCUCCCGCCCUGGGCCCCGUGGCCUCCCCGCCCGAGAAGACGCUGCCGAGUGUGGCCCCCGCGCAGCCCCCGCGGCCUCUGGGCUGCAGAGCCCCGCCCGCGGCCCCUGUCCCAGCCAAGGCCCACCAGGAGGGAGGUGGGCUGACCUCUGCCCCCGCCAAGGAGGGCGGUGGGCUGACCUCUGCCCCCCAGGAGGGAGGUGGGCUGACCUCUGCCCCCGCCAAGGAGGGCGGUGGGCUGACCUGUGCCCCCGCCAAGGAGGGAGGCCCCGGGCCCCGGGCCAGUGGUCUCGCCCCCCGGGGGCCCGAGGACGGUGCGUUCGGUGCGGACGGCCACGCAGGCCCCCAGAUCUCGCGACGUGAGGGAGCCGCUGAGCCCAGUGUCCCGCAGAAGCCCACCCACCCGGCCACCCACAGUCUCCAUAACCCCCCGGGGCCUCGUGUCCGGCUCUGA
Lepus europaeus (European hare) is the source of this 2781-nucleotide messenger RNA. It is a transcript of the gene VSIG10L, whose product is annotated as V-set and immunoglobulin domain containing 10 like. The record is from RefSeq and is a predicted model, not a curated record. Bases 1 to 2781 code for a protein of 926 amino acids. The transcript is spliced from 12 exons. Lineage: Eukaryota; Metazoa; Chordata; Mammalia; Lagomorpha; Leporidae.